Molecule: messenger RNA, 2645 nt
Organism: Pungitius pungitius (ninespine stickleback)
Lineage: Eukaryota; Metazoa; Chordata; Actinopteri; Perciformes; Gasterosteidae
Gene: cdk10
Product: cyclin dependent kinase 10
Exons: 13
Coding region: 200-1282 (360 amino acids)
Biological process (GO): protein phosphorylation; regulation of mitotic cell cycle
Cellular component (GO): nucleus
Molecular function (GO): ATP binding; cyclin-dependent protein serine/threonine kinase activity
Source: RefSeq, a predicted model, not a curated record
CAUUACCCAAGCUGUGUGCUUUGCUGUGUGUGUCAUUGUUAGUGGUGCACACGCGGACCCGGAAGAUUCAAACUCCGGGAAAGCUCUUAGUCGUCCAUCGGAGGCCCGAAAGAAAACACAAUGGCGGCGCCCGUGUAGCCUGCGCCUGGACGGACGAUUCUCUUGUCUUCUUAGGAUUGAAAACAAUUUUGAAUGGAAAAUGGAAGGCGUAGGAGAAGACGAACCGGAUCCCAUAAAGCUCAAGUCUAUCAAGAACAAUAAAAGCUUCACAGUGCCUCAGAGUGACCGGUUCGGGAGCUGCAGAAGUGUUCGAGAGUUUGAGAAACUUAACCGCAUCGGAGAAGGGACCUACGGCAUUGUGUACCGAGCCCGAGACACCAAGUCGGAAGAGAUUGUAGCGCUGAAGAAGGUCCGGAUGGACAAGGAGAAAGAUGGGGUCCCCAUCAGUAGCCUCAGGGAGAUCACCCUGCUGCUGAGGCUGAGACACCCCAACAUUGUGGAGCUGAAGGAGGUGGUCGUGGGCAGUCACCUGGAGAGCUUGUUCCUGGUGAUGAGCUACUGUGAACAGGAUCUGGCCAGUCUGCUGGAGAACAUGCAGACGCCGUUCUCCGAGGCUCAGGUGAAGUGUAUCAUCCGCCAGUUGCUCAGAGGCCUGGAGUACCUCCACCACAACUUCAUCAUACACAGGGACCUGAAGGUGUCUAAUCUGCUGAUGACGGAUAACGGCUGCGUUAAGAUUGCUGACUUUGGGUUGGCCCGGAUGUACGGCAUCCCCCAGCAGCCCAUGACCCCCCGAGUGGUCACCCUGUGGUACAGAGCUCCAGAGAUUCUCCUCGGGACCAAGACCCAGACCACAGCUCUGGACAUGUGGGCUGUCGGCUGCAUCCUGGCGGAGCUUCUGGCUCACAAACCUCUGCUGCCGGGAACCUCUGAGAUCCAUCAGGUCGACCUGAUAGUUCAGCUGCUGGGGACACCCAACCAAAACAUCUGGCCAGGUUUCUCUCAGCUGCCCCUCAUUGGUCAGUACAGCCUGAGGAAGCAGCCAUACAACAACCUGAAGAAUAAAUUCACUUGGCUCUCUGAGGCUGGACACAGACUGCUCAACCUCCUCUUCAUGUACAACCCACAGCGCAGAGCUACUGCCAAAGACAGCUUGGAGAGUUCCUACUUCAAAGAGAAGCCUCUACCCUGCGAACCGGACCUGAUGCCCACCUUCCCCCACCAUCGCAACAAGCGGGCGGCGUCCUCGUCUGACAGCCACCCGAAACGGAUCAAAGUGUGACGGGGAGACUCAAGACAACAUUUUCUGGAAUGGAUGUUGGUUUCUGCUCACGAGGACUACUUUUAUUCUGGAAUAUCCAGCUAGUGUGGACCUUUUUGAUUAGCAUCAAAGCUAAAGCCACAAGCUUCAUUUGUUUGCAGCACCGUAAGCUUUUCAGACGUUGUCUUAAUAUUCAUAUUGCUGUGCUCCAAAUGAAAUGAAUGAGGACAAAGUUGCCUUGACUAAUGUCCACUUUUCACAUUUGAGAUGUUUUAUAAGAAGUUUCUUCUGUAUCAUUUUGAAUUCCUAACAUCAAACUGUACUUUCAAAAGGCACAAUGAGUAGAAACUUACUGCGUUAGUGCUUUCUAAAUCAAAAAACAAAAUGCUUAUUCCCUUUUGUUUGUGUUGUUUGACAUUCAGGGUUCAUUCAGUAGCGAUCCAGUUAAAGCCUUUUCUCUUAACCACAGCAGCACAAACAGUAGCCUACUAAGCACGAGUCCAUCACUCUGCUACCCCUCCAAAGGCCGGUGCUGUGCUUUGGGCUCACACUCAUUUCUUUGAACCCAUCGGUUUCAUCACAACCCGUCAGUGAGUUAGCUAACAUACGUACAACAUGACUAAAACCCUCGGGCCACAGAAGAAUGGAUCUCAUUUCUCAAACCUGGACUGAGCUGUAGAGAAUGUGUUAAUUGACAUGUGGAACCAGCCACUGUGCCUUGGUUCAUUUGAAACGUUUUUAAUGCAGGUUAAAUCAGUAGUGAUGGUUACACUGACCUCCAGUUAAGUAGUACACUUAUGCUAAUCUAUCACAUGAGUGACAGCCAGAGGUCAGAACGUCAGCAGAUUAAAAGAGGACUUUGUACUUCGUCUUAUUGUCACUGGAGGAGCAGACCUUAAACAUGUGGCGUACAUCGCAUCCCAAAAGGAAAAAAAAAAAUACUGCAAGUGUAAACAUAUUGUAUCUGUUAUAGUCAGUCAAGUUGUAUAAAUAAUGUUGGGUAACACAAGUUGCUCCUCAUCAUUUCUAUGAAAAGGAAAACUUAAAACAUUUAAAUACAUUUUAAAUAAAAAACACCCACAAAGGCCAAGGUCAGUGUGGCUCGCACUCAAGUGUAUUCUGGGAAACAUCCACAUGGUCACCCCAUGUAAGCGUAGCAAUGAAUGAAUUGAUUCUCAACCUCAAAUAUUAAUAUAUUAAUUUAAGUUUUUCUCUAAGAAAAUUUAACUUUCACGCCACAAAGGAUGAGAGCACUUCAUCUGCUGAGGAAAAUCACUUGAUGCUCCAGAAUAGCUACCAAUUGAACCUGUGACAACCUGUUUUCUUAAGAGCAGAUUAAGAGUUUUUCAAUAAAGUUUUGGGAUUGAGGGAACCUGUAAAUCAA